Molecule: messenger RNA, 2262 nt
Organism: Mirounga angustirostris (Northern elephant seal)
Lineage: Eukaryota; Metazoa; Chordata; Mammalia; Carnivora; Phocidae
Gene: SLC2A11
Product: solute carrier family 2 member 11
Exons: 12
Coding region: 1-1977 (658 amino acids)
Biological process (GO): monosaccharide transmembrane transport
Cellular component (GO): plasma membrane
Molecular function (GO): hexose transmembrane transporter activity
Source: RefSeq, a predicted model, not a curated record
AUGAGCAAGAGAGAUACUGCGGUCUCCAUUAUGGGUGACGGCUGGAAGCGCCGCACACCCCUUAACCGCGCUGUGCGCCUGCGCCUGUGUCUCGGGCGCGCGCUCGGCGCAGAGGUAGGCUUUGCGCGAGCCUUCCGCUCCCCAGGCCGCCCUCAACACCCACUGCGCUUGCGCAUCCGCUCCUGCCUCGAAGAUGGCAGGCGCUUCUACCACGCCCACUGCGCGUGCCCCUCCGCGUCCGCAGCGGGGGUCCUGCCGGAGCGACUGCACUUCCCUCCGCGCCGCGCGGUUACGGCGGCAGCAGUUGUGUAUCGCAAACGAGUGUCGCAGCGAAUGCUCGAGAAAUGUGUUCGAGCCCUGGGAACGAGGCGGAGGCUGUUAAAGGCCAUUCUGUGUCCUCCCCUCUCUCCUCAGAUUCAGGGCAGGGUCCUGCUCCUGACCAUCUGCGCGGCUGGCAUUGGCGGGACUUUUCAAUUUGGCUACAACCUCUCCAUCAUCAAUGCCCCAACUUUGCACAUUCAGGACUUCAUCAACGAGACAUGGGGGGUGCGUACCGGCCAGCCACUGCCCGAUCACCUCGUUCUGUUGGUGUGGUCCCUCAUUGUGUCUCUGUACCCCCUGGGGGGCCUCUUUGGAGCACUGCUUGCCGGGCCCCUGGCUGUCGUGCUGGGAAGGAAGAAGUCCCUCCUGGUGAAUAACAUCUUCGUGGUGGCCGCGGCGACCCUGUUUGGCUUCAGCCGCAGAGCAGGCUCCUUUGAGAUGAUCGUGCUGGGCAGGCUGCUCAUGGGAGUCAGUGCAGGCUUGAGCAUGAAUGUCCAGCCCAUGUACCUGGGGGAAAGUGCCCCCAAGGAGCUCCGAGGAGCCGUGGCCAUGACCCCAGCCAUCUUCGCUGCCCUGGGGAUCGUGAUAGGUCAGGUGGUCGGACUCAGGGAGCUCCUGGGUGACCCAGGGGCCUGGCCCCUGCUGCUGGCUAGCUGCCUGGUGCCUGGGGUGCUCCAGCUUGCCUCCCUCCCUCUGCUUCCUGAAAGCCCACGCUACCUCCUCAUUGACCGUGGAGACACCGAGGCCUGCCUGGCAGCCCUGCAGCGGCUGCGGGGCAGCGCGGACGUGGCGGGGGAGUUGGCGGAGCUGGAGGAGGAGCGCGCGGCUUGCGAGGGCCAGCGCGCGCGGCGCCCAUGGGAGCUGUUCCAGGAUCGCGGCCUGCGGAGGCAGGUGACGAGCCUCGUGGUGCUGGCCAGUGCCUUGGAGCUCUGCGGGAACGACUCAGUGAGGCACCCCGCCACGUCCCCUGCCCCGGGUCAGGAGGCUGCGGGGCCGCAGGCCACUGGCAGCCCGCGCCCCUCUGCCCUUCGUCUCCAGGUGUACGCGUACGCCUCCUCCGUGUUCCGGGAGGCCGGGAUCCCCGAGGGGAAGGUCCAGUACGCCGUCUUGGGGACUGGGAGCUGCGAGCUGCUCGCGGCCUGCCUCAGUUGUGUGCUGAUCGAGAGGGUGGGCCGCCGUGUGCUGCUGAUAGGAGGGUACAGCCUGAUGGCCUGCUGGGGAAGUAUCUUCACAGCGGCCCUGUGCCUGCGGAGCUCCUUCUCCUGGAUGCCCUACCUGGCCAUGUCCUGCGUCUUUGCCUUCAUCCUCAGCUUUGGCAUUGGCCCCGCCGGAGUGACAGGGAUUCUGGCCGCGGAGCUGUUUGACCAGAAGGCCCGGCCUGCUGCCUAUAUGGUCAGCGGGUCGCUUGUGUGGACCUUGCUCUUCCUGGUCGGGCUGGGGUUUCCCUUCCUCAAGGAGGGCUUGUCCCACUUUCUCUAUAUGCCUUUCCUCGGUGUCUGUGUCUGGGGGGCCAUCUGUACUGGCUUCUUCCUCCCUGAGACCAAAGGCAAGACCUUCCUGGAGAUCUCUGAGGAAUUGCACAGACUCAACUUCUCCCGGCAGAGCCAGGGCCCUGAGUGGACAGGCCCAGAAGUCAUCCUGUCCACAGAGCUGUAACUCUGUAGGUACGGUGAGGGCCCAGAUCCAGCUGUUGCUGUCUCCUUUGCUUCCUGCCGAGGGUCCUGGCCCUCUGCAUUCCCUAGUUCCUGCAUCCAUUUGUUUAAUAAGGGCUUAUUAAGCACCUACUGCAUGCAGGCUUUGUGCCCGGUGCUUAGCAAUCCGUGGUGAGCCAGAGAGGUGGGAUCAGGACCUGCUGGUGGCUCCCUGUCUAGAGGCAGUUAACAGGAAACCUGGCGCGAGCCAAGCUACUCAUGCUGUUUGACAAAGUCCAAGUAUGGGGAA